AUGGCGUCUGUUAAUUCAAUAUCGUCCGAGAAGGAUGAGGAACAUGACAUCAUGCACGACGAUACCAUCGAGGAUGAAGAGCCAGAAGAGCCCAGUUCCGAGCUGGAUCCAUCUCAGAGAGAAUACCUCGAGUACCAUCAGCGACUAGAUGACUUUCUUGCCCCCUUGUGUUUGGACGAGGCCGUCCUCUACAGGCUGGCGCGCCGCUUCUCCGAUACAUACCGCCAUUUGGCCCUGACCUCAGACCAGCAAUUCUUGCCGACCCCGGUGACUCAAUUACCCACCGGCCAGGAAGCCGGUCGCUAUUUGGCGAUCGAUGUAGGAGGUAGCAACCUCCGAGUCGCUUUUAUCGAGCUACUAGGUGAGGUGGAGUCCGAGAGUCACCCCGCAGAUGCCUCCGAGAGGUCGCGGAAUACCCUCCGCAAAGCUCAGCGACAGCGACGAGCAUGGCCCAUUCAAGAACAUUUAAAGAUGGACAAGGCUGAUGAUUUAUUUGACUGGAUCGGGGAUUGUAUUGCGGAGGUGGUCGCGGAGAGUCUUACCUCGGAUGACACCAAGAAGGAUAUCCCAGCCGAACUCGACAUGGGAAUUACCUUCAGUUUCCCCAUAAUGCAAGAAUCCCUGGCUGAGGCUACAUUGAUGCCCAUGGGUAAAGGAUUUGCUAUUACAUCUAACCUCAACCUACGCAAUAUUCUAUUAAACGGAUACGAAAAGCACACGAGGAGGCCAGACGAGGAUGAGCCGUCUUCUAAACGUCGCAAGCUCUUUGCUCUGCCCAAGCUGAAGAUCCAAGCCAUCACAAACGACACGGUUGCGACGCUGGCCUCACUCGCAUAUGCUGUCAAAUCCCUGCCUAACAGCCGGGUCGCCAUGGGUAUCAUCGUGGGAACGGGAUGUAACGCAACCAUCCCAAUGAAACUCAGUUCGCUGCACGAAUCCAAAGCAAAGAAUGUCAACGCCAUGAACGCAGAGGCCGUCGAAACGAUCGUCAAUACGGAAUGGACAAUUUCAGGCGCAGCGCCACCACUCCGGGAGCUGAACAUCACGACCAAAUGGGAUGUCGAGCUGGACCGGGCCUGUGCGCGCCCGGGAUUUCAGCCAUUCGAGUAUAUGACUGGUGGACGGUACAUCGGUGAAUUGAUUCGUUUGAUCCUGUUCGACUACCUCACCGAAAUAGCAGGCCUCUCCAAACGGAUCCUCCCAGCAAAUCUCAUCCAAGAAUACGCCUUGACUACUACCUAUAUCUCUGACCAUGUCGCCCGCGCCCGAUCGGACGUCGAUCUCGCAAAGGAACUCAAUAGCUCUCUCCCCCCACCGGAGAGUAGCGACUGGCGCUGGGAUGCCCGCACUGCAGGAGCCUUCCGUCGAAUUGCUCGGACUGUUCAACGACGAUCGGCUGGCCUGAUCGCUGCCGCGGUGAUCGGCCUACUUGCAUGCUGUCGCGAGAUCGAGCUGAAAGAGGAUAGCAAUAUCAAUACCCCCGAGAAUGCCGCGUCACCACAAAGUAACGGCGAUGCCGCAGCACCUGACAGUACCGCAGAUCCAGCUUCCAGUACGCCAAACCCUGUCAACAAUAGCUUCCACGGUCACGUCGUCCCAGUCCUACAACCAAUUCCAGCCGAUUGGCAGUCUGGUCCGGAGGAGUUGGUGGUGGCAUACACAGGCGGCAUCAUCCAGCACUACCCUCAGUUCAAAGAAAUGUGCCAACAGCAUAUUGAUCGACUGAUCAUGCGAACCGGUCCGCAGCGGGGCGGAAAGUCAGUUUUCUUGCGUGAGGCUUCCGAUGGAGGAGUCAUUGGAGCGGGCGUCUUGGCUGGCAUGGUUUCUAGCAAUUGA
This is a messenger RNA of Penicillium waksmanii, 1836 nucleotides long. Its product is annotated as hexokinase family protein. NCBI's taxonomy places the organism in Eukaryota, Fungi, Ascomycota, Eurotiomycetes, Eurotiales, Aspergillaceae. The record is from RefSeq and is a predicted model, not a curated record. Gene Ontology annotation, biological process: intracellular glucose homeostasis; glucose 6-phosphate metabolic process; glycolytic process. Gene Ontology annotation, molecular function: D-glucose binding; glucokinase activity; ATP binding. Gene Ontology annotation, cellular component: cytosol; mitochondrion. The coding region runs from base 1 to 1836 and encodes 611 amino acids. The transcript has 3 exons.